Acanthosepion pharaonis is the source of this 6249-nucleotide messenger RNA. Lineage: Eukaryota; Metazoa; Mollusca; Cephalopoda; Sepiida; Sepiidae. The record is from the annotation of a GenBank genome assembly.
AUGUUACUGUCCACCUUUCUCCCUGAUCUUUAUCUAUCUAUCUAUCUAUCUAUCUAUCUAUCUAUCUAUCUAUCUAUCUAUCUAUCUAUCUCCUCCACCGCCCCUCUCCCCAGCUCUCCCCAUCUCUCUCCCCAUUCUCUCUCCCAACUCUCUCUCCCCACUCUCUCUCCCCUAUCUCUCCUUCUCUUCCCUCUCUCUCCUUCCUACUCAUUUUCUCCUCCUCUCCACUCUUUUCCUGCUCUCCUAGCUCUCCCCCUCAUCUUUCUCCCUCUCUCUAUCUAUCCCUCUCUCUUUCUCCUCCACCACCCCUCUCCCCAGCUCUCCCCAUCUCUCUCCACACUCUCUCUCCCCUAUCUCUCCUUCUCUUCCCUCUCUCUCUAUCCCACUCAUUUUCUCCUCCUCCUCCCCUCUUUUCCUGCCCCCCCGGUCUCCCCUCUCUCCCUCAUCUUUUUUCCCUCUCUCUAUGUAUCCCUCUUUCUCCUUCCCCAUCUCUCCCCACUCUCUCUCCCUCUCUCUAUGAGCACUGGCCCUCCAGGGUGUAGCCUUUCUUUAAUUCUGCCUCUUCAGUCUUUUGAUCCUCCCUCCUCUCACAUUUCCUCUUGCCUUUCUUUAAUUCUGCCUCUUCAACUUUUCCAUCAUUCCCCCUCUCUCAUUUCCUCUAGCCUUUCUUUAAGUCUGCCUCUUCAUCUUUUCCAUCCUCCCUCCUCUCUCAUUUCCUCUAGCCUUUCUUUAAUUCUGCCUCUUCAACUUUUCCAUCCUCUCCUCCUCCCUCUCUCUCAUUUCCUCUCCCUCCCUUUCCUCUUUAAAUCUGCCUCUUUUCAGUCUUUUUCCCCCUUCCUCUCUCUCAUUUCCUCUAGCCUUUCUUUAAAUCUGCCUCUUCAUCUUUUCCAUCCUCCCCUCCCCUCUCUCAUUUCCUCUAGCCUUUCUUUAAUUCUGCCUCUUCAGUCUUUUCCAUCCUCCUCCUCUCUCAUUUCCUCUAGCCUUUCUUUCGUCUGCCUCUUCAGUCUUUUCCAUCCUCCCCUCCUCUCAUUUCCUCUUGCCUUUCUUUUAAUUCUGCCUACUUCACCUUUCUUUAAAUCUGCCUCUUUCUUUUUUCCAUCCUCCCUCUCUCUCAUUUCCUCUAGCCUUUUAAUUCUGCCUCUUCAGUCUUUUUCCAUCCUCCCUCCUCUCUCAUUUCCUCUAGCCUUUUUUUUAAAUCUGCCUCUUCAACUUUUCCAUCCUCCUCCUCUCAUUUCCUCUAGCCUUUCUUUAAUUCUGCCUCUUCAGACUUUUCCAUCCCUCCUCCUCUCUCAUUUCCUUCCUUUCUCUGCCUCUUCAGUCUUCCCAUCCUCCUCCUCUCUCAUUUCCUCUCUUUCUUUAAUUCUUUUCCAUCUUUUCCAUCCUCUCUCCUCUCAUUUCCUUUCUUUAAAUCUGCCUCUUCAUCUUUUCCAUCCUCCCUCCUCUCUCAUUUCCUCUAGCCUUUCUUUAAAUCUGCCUCUUCAGUCUUUUCCAUCCUCCUCCUCUCUCAUUUCCUCUAGCCUUUCUUUAAUUCUGCCUCUUCAGUCUUUUCCAUCCUCCCUCUCUCUCAUUUCCUCUAGCCUUUCUUUAAAUCUGCCUCUUCACCUUUCUUUAAGUCUGCCUCUUCAGUCUUUUCCAUCCUCCCUCCCUCUCAUUUCCUCUAGCCUUUCUUUAAUUCUGCCUCUUCAACUUUCAUUUCCUCUCAGCCUUUCUUUAAUUCUGCCUCUUCAGUCUUUUCCAUCCUCCUCCUCUCUCAUUUCCUCUUGCCUUUCUUUAAAUCUGCCUCUUCAGUCUUUUCCAUCCUCCCUCCUCUCUCAUUUCCUCUUUUCUUUCUUUAAUUCUGCCUCUUCCUCUUUCCAUCCUCCCUCCUCUCUCAUUUCCUCUAGCCUUUCUUUAAAUCUGCCUCUUCAUCUUUUCCAUCCUCCCUCCUCUCUCAUUUCCUCUAGCCUUUCUUUAAUUCUGCCUCUUCAUCUUUUCCAUCCUCCCUCCUCUCUCAUUUCCUCUAGCCUUUCUUUAAUUCUGCCUCUUCAUCUUUUCCAUCCUCCCUCCUCUCUCAUUUCCUCUAGCCUUUCUUUAAAUCUGCCUCUUCAUCUUUUCCAUCCUCCCUCCUCUCUCAUUUCCUCUAGCCUUUCUUUAAUUCUGCCUCUUCAGUUUUCUUUUCCAUCCUCCUCCUCUCUCAUUUCCUCUAGCCUUUCUUUAAUUCUGCCUCUUCAGACUUUCCAUCCUCCUUUCCUCCUCUCCAUUUCCUCUAGCCUCCUUUCUUUUUUCUGCCUCUUCAUCUUUUCCAUCCUCCCUCUCUCUCAUUUUUCCUCUAGCCUUUCUUUAAUUCUGCCUCUUCAGUCUUUUCCAUCCUCCCUCCUCAUUUCAUUUCCUCUAACCUUUCUUUUCCAUCUGCCUCUUCACCUUUCUUUAAUUCUGCACCUCUUCAGUCUUUUCCAUCCUCCUCCUCUCUCAUUUCUCUCUAGCCUUUCUUUAAAUCUGCCUCUUCAGACUUUUUUUUUCCAUCCUCCCUCCUCUCUCAUUUCCUCUAGCCUUUCUUUAAGUCUGCCUCUUCACCUUUCUUUAAAUCUGCCUCUUCAGUCUUUUCAUCCCACCUUUUCAUCCUCCUCCUCUCCCAUUUCCUCUAGCCUUUCUUUAAAUCUGCCUCUUCAGUCUUUUCCAUCCUCCCUCCUCUCUCAUUUCCUCUUGCCUUUCUUUAAAUCACCUCUUCAUCUCCCUCCUCUCUCAUUUCCUCUCUUUCUCUGCCUCUUCAGUCUUUUCCAUCCUCCUCCUCUCUCAUUUUCUUCUUUAAUUCUGCCUCUUCAGUCUUUUCCAUCCUCCCUCCUCUCUCUACCUUUCUUUAAUUUCUGCCUCUUCAGUCUUUUCCAUCCUCCUCCUCUCUCAUUUCCUCUAGCCUUUUCUUUAAAUCUGCCUCUUCAUCUUUUCCAUCCUCCCUCCUCUCUCAUUUCCUCUAGCCUUUCUUUAAAUCUGCCUCUUCAGUCUUUUUUCCAUCCUCCCUCCUCUCUCAUUUCCUCUAGCCUUUCUUUAAUUCUGCCUCUUCAGUCUUUUUCCAUCUCCUCCUCUCUCAUUUCCUCUAGCCUUUCAAUUCUGCCUCUUCAUCUUUUCCAUCCUCCCUCCUCUCUCAUUUCCUCUAGCCUUUCUUUAAUUCUGCCUCUUCAGACUUUUCCAUCCUCCCUCCUCUCUAUCUUUUCCAUCCUCCUCCUCUCCAUUUCCUCUAGCCUUUCUUUAAAUCUGCCUCUUCAGUCUUUUCCAUCCUCCUCCUCUCUCAUUUCCUCUAGCCUUUCUUUAAAUCUGCCUCUUCAUCUUUUUUCCAUCCUCCUCCUCUCCAUUUCCUCUAGCCUUUCUUUUCUGCCUCUUCAGUCUUUUCCAUCCUCCUCCUCUCUCAUUUCCUCUAGCCUUUCUUUAAAUCUGCCUCUUCAUCUUUUCCAUCCUCCCUCCUCUCUCUCCUCUAUCCUUCUUCGUCUGCCUUUAAAGUCCUCCAUCUUUUCCAUCCUCUCUCCUUUCUCCUCUAGCCUUUCUUUAAAUCUGCCUCUUCAUCUUUUCCAUCCUCCCUCCUCUCUCAUUUCCUCUAGCCUUUCUUUAAUCUUUUCCAUCCUCCCUCCUCUCUCAUUUCCUCUAGCCUUUCUUAAAUCUGCCUCUUUCAGACUUCUCCAUCCUCCCUCCUCUCUCAUUUCCUCAGCCUUUCUUUUCCUCUGCCUUUCUUCACUCUUUCCAUCCUCCUCCCUCUCUCUCAUUUCCUCUAGCCUUUCUUUAAUUCUGCCUCUUCACCUUUCUUUAAUUCUGCCUCUUUUCAUCCUCCCUCCCUCUUUUCCUCUCCUCCCUCCUCUUCAUUCUUUUCCUCUCUCUCCUUUCUUUAAAUCUGCCUCUUCACCUUUCUUUAAUUCUGCCUCUUCAGUUUUUUCAUCAUUCCCCUCUCUUUCCUCUAGCUUUUCUUUAAAUCUGCCUCUUCAUCUUUUCCAUCCUCCCUCCUCUCUCAUUUCCUCUUGCCUUUCUUUAAUUCUGCCUCUUCAGUCUUUUCCAUCCUCCCUCCUCUCAUUUCCUCUAGCCUUUUCUUUAAUUCUGCCUCUUCAGUCUUUCCAUCCUUCCUCCUCUCUCAUUUCCUCCCUUUCUUUAAUUCUGCCUCUUCAGUCUUUUCAUCCUCCUCCUCUCACAUUUCCUCUAGCCUUUCUUUCAUCCUGCCUCUUCAGUCUUUCCAUCCUCCCUCCCUCUCAUUCCUCUAGCCUUUCUUUAAUUCUGCCUCUUCAGUCUUUUCCAUCCUCCCCCUCUCUCAUUUCCUCUAGCCUUUCUUUCUUCUGCCUCUUCAGUCUUUUUCCAUCUCCUCCUCUCUCAUUUUCCUCUAGCCUUUCUUUAAUUCUGCCUCUUCAUCUUUUCCAUCCUCCUCCUCUCUCAUUUCCUCUAGCCUUUUCUUUAAUUCUGCCUCUUCAGUCUUUUCCAUCCUCCCUCCUCUCUCAUUCCUCUAGCCUUUCUUUCCCUUUCUUUUUAAUCUGCCUCUUCAGUCUUUUCCAUCCUCCCUCCUCUCUCAUUUCCUCUAGCCUUUCUUUAAGUCUACUCUUCUGUCUUUUCCAUCCUCCCUCCUCUCUCAUUUCCUCUAGCCUUUCUUUAAAUCUGCCUCUUCAACUUUUCCAUCAUUCCCCCUCUCUCAUUUCCUCUAGCCUUUCUUUAAUCUUUUCCCAUCCUCCUCCUCUCUCAUUUCCUCCUGUAACCCUUUCUUUAAAUCUACCUCUCCAGUCUUUUCCAUCCUCUCCCUCUCUCAUUUCCUCUAACCUUUCUUUAAAUCUGCCUCUUCAUCUUUUCCAUCCUCCGUCCUCUCUCAUUUCCUCUAGCCUUUCUUUAAGUCUGCCUCUUCAGACUUUUUCCUUCAUUCCUCUCCUCAUUUCCUCUAGCCUUUCUUCGUCUGCCUCUUCAGUCUUUUCAUCCUCCUCUCUCAUUUCCUCUAGCCUUUCUUUAAUUCUGCCUCUUCAUCUUUCCAUCCUCCCUCCUCUCUCAUUUUCCUCUAACCUUUCUUUAAUUCUGCCUCUUCAGACUUUUUCCAUCCUCCUCCUCUCUAUCUUUUCCAUCCACCCUCCUCUCUCAUUUCCUCUAGCCUUUCUUUUAAGUCUGCCUCUUCAGUCUUUUCCAUCCUCCCCUCUCUCAUUUCAUUUUCUCCUCUAUUCUUUUUCUCUGCUUUUCCAGUCUGCCUCUGCAAUUUUCCAUCCUCUCUCUCUCAUUUCCCCUCUAGCCUUUCUUUCGUCUGCCUCUUCUGUCUUUUUCAUCCUCCCUCCUCUCUGUUUCCCUCUAGCCUUUCUUUCGUCUGCCUCUUCAGUCUUUUCCAUCCUCCCUCCUCUCCCCAUUUCCUCUGCUUUCUUUAUUCUGCCUCUUCAGUCUUUUCCAUCCUCCUUCUCUCUUUCUUUUCCUUUCUUUAAUUCUGCUCUUCUCUUUCUUUCCCUCCUCUCUCAUUUCCUCUGCUUCUUUCUUUAUAUUUUCUGCUUCUCUUUUAUCCUUACUAAACCUGCCUCUCUCAUUUAUAUUACUAAACAUUCUCUCUCUCCCCAUUUUCCUAGCCUUCUCUUCUUAUAUUCUAACCUUCUCUCUGUUCUUUUCUAUCCCCCCCUCAUUUCAUUUCUCUUCUUUCUCUCAUCUGCCUCUAAACCUUCUCUCAUUUAUCCCUCCCUCUCUCUCAUUUCCCUAUUACUUUCUUUUCUUUUCCAUCCUCCCUCUCUCUCUCAUUUCCUAAGCCUUUUCUUUAAGUCUGCCUCUUCAGUCUUUUCCAUCCUCCCUCCUCUCUCAUUUCCUCUAGCCUUUCUUCCCUUUCUUUCAUCUGCCUCUUCUCUCUUUCUUCAUUCCUCUCUCUCAUUUCCUCUUGCUCUUUCUUUAAAUCUGCCUCUCUCUUUUAUAUUACUAAACCUUCUCUCUCCUUUAUAUUACUUUAAAUCUGCCUCUUCAUUUAUAUUCCUCCCUCCUCUCUCAUUCCUCUAUUUUCUUAAAUCUGCCUCUUCAGUCUUUACAUCCUUCCUCCUCUCUCAUUUUCUAACCUUUCUUUAUUUCUGCCUCUCUCUCAUUUAUAUUCCUAAACCUCUCUCAUUUCCUCUAUAUUUCUUUAAAUCUGCCUCUCAUUUAUAUUUUAAUCCUCCCUCAUUUAUAUUUAAAUUCCUUUCUUUAAACCUCCCUUCUCUCAUUUAUAUUACUAAAUCAUUUAUAUUACUUAUAUUCUCUCAUUUCUCCCUUCCUCUUCAUUUCUUAUUACUAAACCUUCUCUCUCAUUUAUAUUACUAA